Messenger RNA from Galleria mellonella (greater wax moth), 2857 nucleotides. Its product is annotated as zinc finger protein 431-like. Gene Ontology annotation, cellular component: nucleus. The transcript has 2 exons. Bases 171 to 2228 code for a protein of 685 amino acids. NCBI's taxonomy places the organism in Eukaryota, Metazoa, Arthropoda, Insecta, Lepidoptera, Pyralidae. Gene Ontology annotation, biological process: regulation of transcription by RNA polymerase II; central nervous system development. The record is from RefSeq and is a predicted model, not a curated record. Gene Ontology annotation, molecular function: DNA-binding transcription factor activity, RNA polymerase II-specific; RNA polymerase II cis-regulatory region sequence-specific DNA binding.
CUGUGGUGGGGAGUUGACAGCUGUCAACAAUAACUUUCUUAUAUAUUUACAUAUUUAUAAAUACUUUUAAUACUAUUUAAUUGACAUAUUUUAAAAUACAAAUAAUCAUCAGUAAAGUUAAGCAAAAUAUUGGUAUUUAACAUAUCUGUAAGAACAGUCCAACCGCCGAGAUGUAUUGUAAAAGUGUGGUCCUGGAACAGACGGUGAGCCAGCCGGAUGUGACCGCCGUACGUGUCAAGCAGGAGGUUCGGGAGCCACAGUCGGAUACUGAUGCAGUCAUUGUACCUGGAGCUGGUGCACAUGUCUGUUGCAGAAUUAAACAAGAGAUCCUCCCCAUAUUUUACGAAGAGUCUCCAGAGUCCAGACCAGAAGAAGACACAGUGCUGAAACAAUCGAUUAAACAAGAAAUCAUCGAGUACGAUGUAGAUAUAACUGGAGUUGUGAAGACAGAGUGUGUUGCCACUGCUAAAACACCAACAAAACAGUAUGAGAGUUGUAACACUGAACAAGAGACGAGUAAACUUGAUGUCGUUCAGUAUGGUGUAGACGGAGCUGGAGUUGUAAAGUCGGAGUGUGUUGACGCAACUGAGCAUUCAGCAGUAGGCCACCACACAUGUUCAGGCAAGGAAAAAGAUAAUCUCAUAAAACUGUAUGAGGAUCAUGCAAUAAAGAGUGAGUUGGUUAUAGGACCAACAGUUGUUCAAACAGGGACAGCUUCUGGAGCUGCAAACCAUUUGUCACGUUCAAAAGAUGGUUGUAAAAAUGUGCUGAAUACUGAGGAUGAUGUCCACAUAUCCAAGCACCAAGAUAGGACAGUGGCAACUGGUACAUUGUACUCAUGUGAUAUAUGCAGAGAGACAUUCAAAUCCUAUAAUGCAAUAGAACACCAUAUGUCAGUACAUAUGGGCCAGAAAUCAUAUAAAAAUUGCAAAACUGCUUUUAAACCUAAAUUGGAUACUCGUGGAGAGCCAUACAGAUGUAAAGAAUGCAAGAAGUGUUAUAGUUCACAUGGUUGUUUAAAAGUACAUAUGCAAACACAUACAAGAGAAAAAUCAUACAAGUGUGAUGUGUGUGAUAAAUGUUUUAAUACACAUAUAUAUUUAAAAAUGCAUAUACGUACACAUACAGGGAAAAGGCCAUACAUUUGUGAUGUGUGUAAGAAAUGUUUCAGUAAAAGUGAACAUUUGAAGGUACAUAUGAGAACACAUACAGGAGAAAAGCCAUACAGUUGUGAUGUGUGUAAGAAAUGUUUUAGUAGAAAUGAAUAUUUAAAGGGACAUAUGAGAACACAUACAGGAGAGAAGCCAUACAGUUGUCAUGUGUGUAAGAAGUGUUUUAAUAAAUCUGGAAAUUUGAAGAAACAUAUGCAAACACAUACAGGAGAGAAGCCAUACAGUUGUGUUGUAUGUAAGAAAUGUUUUAAGUCAUCCGGAGAUUUGAAAAAACAUAUGCUAUUACAUACAGGAGAGAAGCCAUACAGUUGUGAUGUGUGUAAGAAGUGUUUUAAUAAAUCUGGAAAUUUGAAGAAACAUAUGCAAACACAUACAGGAGAGAAGCCAUACAGUUGUGAUGUGUGCAAGAAAUGUUUUAGUACCAAUGAAAGUUUGAAGAGACAUAUGAGUGUACAUACAAGGGAAAAGCCAUAUACUUGUGACGUAUGUAAAAAAUGUUUUCGUACAAGUAGAUAUUUGAAAAGACAUAUGCAAAUACAUACAGGAGAAAAGCCAUACAGUUGUGAUAUGUGUAAGAAAUGUUUCAGUACACAUGGACUCUUGAAAAUACAUAUACGUACACAUACAGGAGAAAAGCCAUACAAUUGUAGCAUGUGUAAGAAAUGUUUUAAUAGUAAUGAAAAUUUGAAGGUACAUAUACGUACACAUACAGGAGAAAAGCCAUACAGUUGUGAUAUAUGUAAGAAAUGUUUUAGUAGACAUGGACUUUUGAAGAAUCAUAUACGUACACAUACAGGAGAAAAGCCAUACAAUUGUAGCAUGUGUAAGAAAUGUUUUAAUACAAAGGCAGAUUUGGAGAUACAUAUACGUACACAUACAGGAGAGAAGCCAUACAGUUGUGAUGUGUGUAAGAAGUGUUUCACUUCACAUAGAUAUUUGAAGCUACACACGCAAUUACAUACAGAAGAUAAGCCAUACAGUUGUAAUGUCUGUCAAAAAUGUUUUAGAACACGGUCACAUUUGAAGAGACAUAUGAGUGUACAUACAGGAGAAUAGCCAUAUAGUCUACAAACUACAUAGAAAUGCUAAUGUAUCAGAGGAACAGCCUAGCUACAUUGAAAUGGACCAAUGGUGGGAUUCUAGAUCCUAUAUGACAGUAGUUUAUCUUUUAAUUACUAUGUAGGGAAAUGAGAGAAAAAUUGAUGAAAAUAAACUAAAAUAAAUAAAUAAAUAAUAAUCUUUAUUUUCUACUCACAAGGAAUAUUUUACAUUGUGUGACUGUAUUUAGUAUUUUAACUUAAAAUUAUUAUCCUUGUGAGAGUCUGGAGUCUGAACUAGGUCGAAACCUGUACUACAGAUCUGCAGGCUCUCUCCGGAGUGUUACAAUAUAGUACUGAACAUCUACAUUAUUAUAUCAGUACAAGUAUUGUGAGGGGGCAAACGAGCAUGCGGCUCACCUGAUGGUAAGUGACUACCGCCGCCCAUGAUCACCCACAACACCAGCGGAAUUGCAGGUGUGCUGCCGGCCUUUUUAAUAAUAACAAAAAAAUAUUCAUAUAUAUUAAGAGGCACAGAUAUGGCUACUUGGAGGAUUAGGUUAGUAAUAAAAUUGCCAAAUAAGCAGAAACCAUUUAAUAAAUUAAAAUAAAUAAAUAAUUUAUUUGGCUUUUAUUUUUAUGAAUUUU